AUGUUGCAGGUGGAAAACGUCAACCAUGGGAAUCUCCAUUCCUACCAGGGUCAUCGUGGGAUGGCCAACAACAAGCCCAAUGUCAUCCUUCAGAUAGGGAAGUGCAGGGCUGACAUGUUAGACCACGUGAGGAGAACCCACCGACACCUCUUGACCGAGGUGUCCAAGCAAGUGGAGAGGGAGCUGAAAAGCCUACAGAAAUCGGUGGGGAAACUGGAGAACAAUCUAGAAGACCACGUUCCUUCAGCCGCGGAGAACCAGAGGUGGAAAAAGUCCAUCAAGUCUUGCCUGGCUAGAUGCCAGGAGACCAUUGCUCACCUGGAGAGGUGGGUCAAGAGGGAGAUUAAUGUCUGGAAGGAAGUCUUUUUCCGCUUGGAGAAAUGGGCAGACCGGUUGGAAUCUGGUGGGGGAAAGUACUCCCAUGGGGACCAGGGCAGGCAAAUGGUCUCGGUGGGAGUAGGGACCCCGGAAAUCCAACCCAGCAAAGAGGAGAUUUAUGAUUAUGCCUUAGACAUGAGUCAGAUGUACGCCCUGACCUCUCCUCCUAUUGGGGAAGACCCUAGUGUGCCCCAGCCCCAUGACUCCUAUCAGUGGAUCACUGUUUCAGAUGAUGCCCCAAGCUCUCCGGUGGAGACCCAGAUCUUUGAGGAUCCCAGGGAAUUCCUGACUCAUCUGGAGGAUUAUCUGAAGCAGGUGGGCGGGACGGAGGACUAUUGGCUCUCCCAGAUCCAGAACCACAUGAAUGGCCCUGCUAAAAAGUGGUGGGAAUACAAGCAGGACUCGGUCAAGAACUGGCUGGAGUUUAAGAAAGAGUUCCUUCAAUACAGCGAGGGCACCUUGACCAGGGAUGCCAUCAAACAGGAGCUGGAUCUCCCCCAGAAGGACGGGGAGCCCCUUGACCAGUUCCUUUGGCGCAAGCGGGACUUGUACCAGACCCUCUACAUAGAUGCUGAGGAAGAGGACGUCAUCCAGUAUGUCGUAGGGACCCUCCAGCCCAAACUCAAGCGUUUCCUCAGCCACCCCUACCCCAAAACCUUAGAGCAGCUGAUCCAACGGGGCAAGGAAGUUGAGGGCAGCCUAGAUAAUUCUGAGGAGCCCAGUCCCCAGAGGUCCCCCAAACUCCAGCUAGGAGGAUCGGUGGAGAGUCUGCCUCCUUCUUCUAUGGCUAGCCCCGUUGCUAGCGACGCAACUCAUGCAGAUGUUUCUGCCCCACCAGUCACAGUGAUCUGA
Messenger RNA from Thamnophis elegans (Western terrestrial garter snake), 1230 nucleotides. RefSeq names its product activity regulated cytoskeleton associated protein (gene ARC). Gene Ontology annotation, molecular function: mRNA binding. Lineage: Eukaryota; Metazoa; Chordata; Lepidosauria; Squamata; Natricidae. Gene Ontology annotation, biological process: positive regulation of AMPA receptor activity; modulation of chemical synaptic transmission. The coding region runs from base 1 to 1230 and encodes 409 amino acids. The transcript has a single exon. The record is from RefSeq and is a predicted model, not a curated record.